AUGGUCUACGGGAAGGAGGAUGGUCUAUGGGAAGGAGGUUACACCGUUGUCUCUCUGCUGCUUUGUUAUUUGGUCACAAUCCUGGAUAGUGCUACAGCCCAUGCCUCUAUAUUGACGCUACUCGCCAUAGCAGUGGAGCGUUAUUACGUCAUCUGUAUGCCGUUCAAAGCUAACUAUACGUGCACGUCCAAACGGACACUCAUUAUUUGCUGCCUGGUCUGGCUCAUUGCUUUUAUAAGUAGUGUUCCACUAGCCCUUACUGUUGUAUAUAGCAACACAGAAGCGGGCUGUGUCUGUGGCAGCUUCGCCAAUACCACCUUGAAAGAAGCCUACGUUGGGGGCAUAGCCGUCGGAUUUUUCCUCCUCCCAUGCGCGUUCAUGGCUAUCAUAUACUGCGUCAUCGCCAACACGCUCCGUAAACACGAUAACUACAUGGCUUCAAUCCGGAACAAAGAGUCUUUAGGACCGGCUUCGGGAACACCGGUAUACCGGGAAGGUCGACUUGUCGAACUAGCCACCAUGCCGAGAAAGAACAGCGGCGAUUCCAUGGUGGAAAAUAACUACGUCCCGUUGAAGAAUCACGUGACCAGUAACUCAACCAAUGAGGAGCACGAGCCAACGGUUGCGUUCAUUGAAAACGAGGCCAAUCACGAGGCUGCUAUGAGGCCCUCCAAUCAGUCCUCUUCAAACAACACAUGUCAGAAUCUAGCCAAUGCAGCCACCAGACAGGCACACCGCCGUGUUGUUCUCAUGAUGGCCAGCGUGGUCGCUGUGUUCUUUCUGUGUUGGUUCCCAAUGCGUACCGUUAUCCUAUGGCAGAUCUUUGCGCCCAAGGAGUCGAUCCGAGCCUGGCUGGGGGCGAACAUGCAUACGUUCCAGGUCAUGAUCGCCAUAUUCCGGAUCCUGGUGUACAUCAACUCAGCCAUCAAUCCAAUCUUGUACAACCUGAUCUCAAGCAAGUUCCGGGUUGCGUUCCGGUCAGUCAUACGGUGUGAGAACGCAAGACGCGCCAGGAGCAAAAGACUAGGUGUACGUUCUACCAUGGUCGUUCAUCCAAUACCGAAAUGGGACCAUCGUGACGUCAACAGACCUGCGCAAUGCUGUUCAUAGACGUAAUAGUUUGCGGCUAUAAUCCAGUCACGUGGUGCAUGACGUAGGGACUCACUCAGGUUGCCCAUUUUUACGGAUUCCCAAUCAAAUAAAUUCAACAUUAUGUAAAUUGUAUAUACUGUUUUCUAGGACCUGCUACUCGCCACGAGUAAUGUUCGUUUUAAAGUGACAAUUCUAGCCUAAAUGUCAUAGUUUGUUGAUAUUUCACUAUCAAAUUGUAUACGCAUUACAUUUUAUUCAAGUGACGUCAAAUGUUGUGUGAUUUCAUGCGUGGACUCUCUGGUUUAAAGCUCUACGUCGGUUUUGUUGUAGCCCCAAUAGUAGUACCAAGUGACCGUAUUUCGUUCGCCAUUUUGUUUUGUGAUACCCAACAGCUACACAGCACACUUGCCUUGGUAUACUUGUCCUUUCAAGAUGACCAUGACAUUUGGUGAUCAAAACAAACUACUAAUCAAACUUAUUAAGGAUCAGAGAAAAGAUAUACAGUUUGUCACAACAGUUAUGUUUAGCACCAAAAGCAACCGCAUAGAUGAAGGUUGAACAUUAUUCACUUAACUUGCACAACCGAGUCACCCGCACGAACAACUCGUAAACAAGAAAUGAGUUAUUGUGACAUUUUACGAAAAGCAACAAUAUGUUUGUAAGCAGUUUGGUAUGAAAUUUGAAAUCUGUGACAAAUCAUACGUAUGUUUCUUCAUGGACAUCUAAUCUUAUAGCCUUGAACAUAACGGCAAUUAUUUCCACUGUUCACAUCGAGUCUAACUCAAAAUUGCGAGGUGCAUUUUCAGCAAUUUCGCUUUUACUUCAUGUCAUAUUAAAGUCAAAACUAAUGAAGGUUUGCAUUAUCGUAAAUUAGGGGUUAUGUGUGCUUGUAUAAUUCAUAAUGGUUGUAAAUAUGAAAACAAUAAUUAAUAUAAUUGAUAUUUCCUUUCAACAAAAUUGUACAUUUGCUUCACUUUGUAUAAUAUUACCAAAGUAGAAUGGCAUCUUAUUCGAGCUUGGUAAACUCAUGUGUUUGUGUCUGGUUACGCUAUAAAGGCAAUGAAAUGUAUAUUCAUAUAUUGUUUAAGUUAUGUGUAAUAUUAAUAGGAGUAUUUAGAGAUCACCCACAGCGUUGUUAUUAGCACUAUGUAAAAUACUAAAAGCUCCACACUUCUAGAUAAAGUUAAGAUAAUCUGUAAAAAUGUAAAUAAUAUUAAAUUUCAGUAUAGACAAAUGUAGCAGUAACAAUGUAAACUAAUAUUUGUGCCAACUUCAAUGAUUGAUUGGAAAUUGUUUAUUACAACUGUUUCCAAACAAAACUUUGUUUAGUGUAGCCUAUAAUCUCUUUUCAUGGUUUAGGUACUUUUUGUACGACACAAAACUCAAACGACCACAGAUUUAUUUUAAACUUACACGGUUUAAAGAUGAUGAUUGUAGCAAGCUUCCCUUAUCAUAUUACUUUCUGGGGUGCUGUAGUUUUUCAGAAAUAGUAAAGCAACAAUAAUUUGUGAGUCAGUGAGACGAAAUUAUUGAUUGAUGCGACUCUAUUGAGAACAGUACUCUGUGGUCUUUACUUUGUUCUCAACAACUUGACGACUAAUGAAGUUGAAAGAUACAGUGAGUUGGGAUUCAUGUCAUGACCAAAAACUUGAUUUACAAAAGGUAUCGAAACCCUUUAAGGUACAUGAAUCUGGACCCCUGGUAAUAAUGAUAUACCCGUCCGUUGCAGGAUGAGAAAAAGGGGGCUAAAAGUAGGCUCGACUCAAUUAUUGAAUAAAUUGAUUCGUUGAUGUGAACUGAUGAGGGGGUGAGAAAUGAGCUGUCUCGACCUGCAAUGGACUUCUCGAAGUUCCCAGGUUAUUUUAUUAAGAAAAAUCUGCUCUUUCUGGAUCCAAUUUAUGUGCAGGCAAGACAUGGACACGUCUUGUGAAGUAAAUGAAUUGACUCUUUGCUCGUGUCCAAAUAUUUAUAGUUCGGAACAUAAAUAAACAUGCAGUGACUCUCAAGUUGCUAAUCAACCAUGUCUACGAUGUGCUAUUCUUCUCUAUACGCCGGCAGCACAAAAUAUAGAAUAAUUUUAUCUGGAAAAGAUUUUUUGUAUAAACUAAGUAAAUCAGUGUAUUCGAGUCUGUGUAUAUACUGUUAAAAACGUAACUCUGUUGGAUAAACUUGUGCGUAUAGAACUUAUGGAAGCAGGCCUAAAGUAGGAUAACUGAACUUAAAACAACACAAACGGUGUGUAACUUGUGCUGCCGCUAUUAUAAAAAUGUAGUAUAACUUGCUCUCCUCAUUUUGUGUGGAAGUUGUAUGCGAGAUACCUUCCAACAGUGUACAUUUUCUAUAUAAUAUUAUUAAAGAGUCAUUAAGAAUA
Asterias rubens (European starfish) is the source of this 3463-nucleotide messenger RNA. RefSeq names its product neurotensin receptor type 1-like. Gene Ontology annotation, molecular function: G protein-coupled receptor activity. Lineage: Eukaryota; Metazoa; Echinodermata; Asteroidea; Forcipulatida; Asteriidae. The transcript has 3 exons. Gene Ontology annotation, biological process: G protein-coupled receptor signaling pathway. Gene Ontology annotation, cellular component: plasma membrane. The coding region runs from base 1 to 1110 and encodes 369 amino acids. The record is from RefSeq and is a predicted model, not a curated record.